Molecule: messenger RNA, 1485 nt
Organism: Parnassius mnemosyne (clouded apollo)
Lineage: Eukaryota; Metazoa; Arthropoda; Insecta; Lepidoptera; Papilionidae
Source: the annotation of a GenBank genome assembly
AUGGCUAAAACUAUGUCCGCAUCACAGGCUAACAAGGAACAUGUCCUGGCCGUUUCCCGGGACUUCAUAUCCCAGCCCCGUCUUACAUACAAGACAGUGUCAGGUGUAAAUGGACCUCUAGUCAUCCUCGAUGAUGUCAAAUUCCCCAAGUUCUCUGAGAUUGUCCAGCUUAAACUUGCUGAUGGCACACUCCGCUCUGGUCAGGUCCUUGAAGUGAGUGGAUCCAAAGCUGUUGUGCAGGUAUUCGAGGGCACAUCAGGCAUUGAUGCUAAAAACACCCUUUGUGAGUUUACUGGUGAUAUUCUGCGCACCCCUGUGUCGGAAGACAUGUUGGGUCGUGUGUUCAACGGCUCAGGAAAGCCAAUUGACAAGGGUCCCCCAAUCUUGGCUGAGGACUUCCUUGAUAUUCAGGGCCAGCCCAUCAACCCUUAUUCACGUAUCUACCCUGAGGAGAUGAUCCAGACAGGUAUCUCCGCUAUUGACGUAAUGAACUCCAUCGCCCGUGGUCAGAAGAUCCCAAUCUUCUCAGCUGCCGGUUUGCCUCACAAUGAAAUUGCCGCUCAGAUCUGUCGACAGGCUGGUCUUGUCAAGGUUCCUGGCAAAUCAGUGCUUGAUGACCACGAGGACAACUUCGCCAUCGUGUUCGCCGCUAUGGGUGUCAACAUGGAAACGGCUAGAUUCUUCAAGCAGGACUUUGAAGAGAAUGGCUCUAUGGAGAAUGUAUGCCUGUUCUUGAACCUGGCUAAUGACCCUACCAUCGAGAGAAUCAUCACUCCACGUCUUGCCCUGACCGCUGCUGAGUUCUUGGCUUACCAGUGUGAGAAACACGUGUUGGUCAUCUUAACUGACAUGUCUUCGUACGCCGAGGCUCUGCGAGAGGUGUCCGCUGCCCGUGAGGAGGUGCCCGGACGACGUGGUUUCCCAGGUUACAUGUACACGGAUUUGGCCACAAUCUACGAGCGCGCCGGGCGUGUAGAAGGCCGCAACGGUUCCAUCACUCAGAUCCCCAUCCUGACCAUGCCUAACGACGACAUCACCCAUCCAAUUCCUGACUUGACUGGUUAUAUUACUGAGGGACAGAUCUACGUAGACCGUCAGUUGCAUAACAGACAGAUCUACCCACCAGUGAACGUACUGCCCUCUCUGUCUCGUCUCAUGAAGUCCGCCAUUGGCGAGGGCAUGACCCGCAAGGACCACUCCGACGUCUCUAACCAGCUGUACGCUUGCUACGCCAUCGGUAAGGACGUGCAGGCGAUGAAGGCCGUGGUCGGUGAGGAAGCGCUCACACCUGACGACUUGCUCUACCUUGAGUUCCUCACCAAGUUCGAGAAGAACUUCAUCACGCAGGGCAACUACGAAAACCGCACAGUUUUCGAGUCAUUGGACAUCGGCUGGCAAUUGCUCCGUAUCUUCCCCAAGGAGAUGCUUAAACGUAUCCCUGCUUCCACUCUCGCCGAGUUCUAUCCCCGUGAUUCCCGCCAUUAG